Drosophila rhopaloa is the source of this 906-nucleotide messenger RNA. RefSeq lists its product as uncharacterized. NCBI's taxonomy places the organism in Eukaryota, Metazoa, Arthropoda, Insecta, Diptera, Drosophilidae. The coding region runs from base 10 to 795 and encodes 261 amino acids. The record is from RefSeq and is a predicted model, not a curated record. The transcript has 2 exons.
CAAUCAACCAUGAGGAGUAUUAUUCUAGUUUUGGUCUUGGCCCUGGCAGCUGUUUCAGCUGUGCCCCUGGAGGAAGGCCAGGAUGCCUCUCUGCAGGAAUUGUCCAAGGAAUUGGGCCUGGACUUGAACCUGGACUUUGACCUGGACAUGGGAUUCAACUUGGAGCAGGAACUGAAUGAGGAGGGCAACAUGGAUGUGGAUGAGUUCGGCUUCGUAGACAGCAUGUUGCGAUUCAUCAUUGCCGAAUCGAAGGCCCUGGCCCGGGACAUUAUCCGUCUGACGGAGCGCCAGCUGCUCAAGAUAUUCAUGUACCCAAUCAGGCAGCUGGAGAAGCUGGCGGAGGACAUCGAGCAGAAGGCCCUGGACGCAGGGGAGUGCGCCGUGAAUGUGACCACCAACGUGGCCGAGGUGGUCGGCUGUGCCACACUGGAUUUCCUGGGCUGCGGACGCGAUGCCGCCGUCACCUCCUACGAUCUCGCCGUGGACACCAAGAAGUCCAUCUACCAGCUGUCCGUGGAUGGCUACCAGAUCUUCCGGCUCCGAAGGAAGUGCAAGUCCUACAAGGAAGGGGGAGUUAGGCGUAAGACCUGCAAAACCCAGUUGUAUGCCAAGUGCCUUCUGUACGUCGCCAGUGGGCAGGCGUCGUUGCGCCAUCUCAUCGGACUGCGGAAAAGCGUUCCCGCCGUGGCCACCGAUGCCACCGCCUGCACCACCAAGGCCACCGAGAACGCCCUCCUGGGAUUCGACGAGAUCAACGCCACCAUCGACACCUGCAUUGACACCAUGUUCAAGUGAGAGCACUGAAACUUUGUAAAUAAAUUCCAGAAUGCAGCUUCAACUGUAGAAAAUAACUGGGUUUACAUGGAAAAAAAAUUACAAUUUGUUUCUUUAAAAUGGAUUUGUAAA